Homalodisca vitripennis (glassy-winged sharpshooter) is the source of this 975-nucleotide messenger RNA. RefSeq lists its product as uncharacterized. The transcript is spliced from 2 exons. Lineage: Eukaryota; Metazoa; Arthropoda; Insecta; Hemiptera; Cicadellidae. Bases 1 to 975 code for a protein of 324 amino acids. The record is from RefSeq and is a predicted model, not a curated record.
AUGGCAGAUUACGUAGAAUAUGACAGUGCAGGAACCUUAGGGGAAGAAUAUAAUGAAAGAGUUGAGAAGAAUAGUGAUGAAAGUGAAGAUAGGCCGAAAGUAUUAGUGAAGAAACGUAAAGGAAAGCAAGAAGAGAGAGAGAAAUUAAAAUUGUCCGAAAUUGAAAAAUUUCUAGAGUUGUAUGAGCUGUACCAUUGCUUAUGGGACUAUAAAGUAGACGAAUACAAAGACAGAAAUGCAAAAGAACACGCAUUGGAAGAAAUUGUCCGUGGUAUGGAGAAACGAGAGUUCACAGUCAAGAAGGCUAAAGAUAAAAUACGCGUUCUUCGCAACACAUACAGCAACGAGCUGACUAAGAUCUAUAAAAGCAAAGUCUCAGGGGCAGGUCUCGAUGAUGUGUAUGUUCCGACGCUGAGAUGGUUCUCAACAAUUGAUCGAAUCAUUGGAGGUGUUGUCCAAUCUCGAGGGAGCCAAUCAGUAGGACUUUUUCAGGAGCAAUCAAGCACUCAAGUUCAGCAAGAUGAUGCAGACAAAGAUGAAGAAACUAUCUUUGAAGAUGUUCAAGAUAUUCCUUCUUCAUCUAUUCCAUCUACUUCUAGUGGUCGUAUUAUACGUGAGAAGCCCUCAAGUGCUUCUAAGCAAAUUCCUUAUGCCAAACCGAUAUCAAGAAAAGUAGCUGGUGAACGCCUAGGAAAAAUACAAAACUCAGUACAACAACUGAAGGACAUUUCAGAUAAGGUUCUUGCACCUGAACGUAUAAAAGAUAUGUGCGAGUAUGAAUUGUUCGGCCAGUUUAUUGCCAGUCAGCUAAAAAAGCUUCCCGAGAUAAAUGCUUUGGCAGUAAUGCAAAAAAUUCAAACGUGCCUCAUGAAUGAGAGGAUGACCAUUGCUCGCGGUAAUUCCAUGUCACACUACCAAUGGGAAGACACCUUAACUACAUCCUCUUCCAUGGUGUCUCCAAAUCAAGAAGAUUAA